This is a messenger RNA of Coffea eugenioides, 1589 nucleotides long. RefSeq names its product protein EXORDIUM-like 3. NCBI's taxonomy places the organism in Eukaryota, Viridiplantae, Streptophyta, Magnoliopsida, Gentianales, Rubiaceae. The record is from RefSeq and is a predicted model, not a curated record. The transcript has a single exon. The coding region runs from base 277 to 1317 and encodes 346 amino acids.
UGAAGACCCCCCCGCCCCCUCUUUUCUCUCUCCCUCCCUCCCCAACUUUGUCCUCUCCAUUCAAGCUUUAUUUUUGUACUAGCACACUAGUGCUCUCUCCCUCUCUCACUUCUCUAACCCAUGUCUACUACUAGUGGUAGUUGUACUAAUUCUUCAUGUGACCUUCUAUUGUGCAUGCCUAUAUAUAGUAGCUAGCUAAUUCCUGAAUUCCUCAUACUGUCCCUCAUCCUCUCCCCACCACCUCCACUAUCCCCAACCCCACCCCAAUCACCAGCCAUGGGGUCACCGCCGGCGCCGGUUACACUGCUCUUUACCAUUCUUCUCCCCCUCUUUGUAUCCUUUCUGGCCGGAGCACCAUUGGCCCUUGGGUGGCGUCCCUGGCCCAAUCAGGACAAGCCUAACGCUACUGAUUUUAUCUAUGGCGCCUCCAAAAAAUACGAGGGCUCCUCCGACUUUGUUCACCUCAAGUACCACAUGGGUCCAGUCCUGACUGCUAAUAUCACCGUCUAUCCCAUCUGGUACGGGGUGUGGCAAAAUUCCCAGAAGCGCAUCAUCCGGGAGUUCAUCACCUCUUUCUCCGCCUUUAAUUCUAAACCGCCUUCCGUUUCCGGGUGGUGGAAAACAGUGCAGCUCUACACCGAUCAAACGGGGGCUAAUAUUUCUAGCCACGUCCACCUGGGGGAAGAGAAGAACGACCGCUUUUACUCCCACGGUAAAUCUUUGACCCGCCUAUCUGUACAGUCCGUGAUAAAAAGCUCCGUCACGGCCAGGACCAAGCCUUUGCCCAUUAACCCCAAGAGCGGGGUCUACUUGCUGCUUACCUCUGAGGACGUGUACGUGCAGGAUUUCUGCAACAACGUUUGUGGGUUCCACUAUUUCACCUUCCCCUCAAUUCUGGGGUACACCCUGCCCUACGCCUGGGUGGGCAACUCCGCCAAGCUGUGCCCGGGGGUAUGUGCCUACCCAUUUUCAGUCCCUGAUUACAUCCCGGGGUUGAAGGCUGUAAAGGCGCCGAACGGCGACGUUGGGGUGGAUGGAAUGAUAAGCGUAAUCGGUCACGAGAUUGCAGAGCUGUCGACGAACCCGUUGGUGAACGCGUGGUAUGCGGGUCAGGACCCCGUGUUCCCGGUGGAGAUUGCGGAUCUUUGUGAGGGCAUUUAUGGGACUGGGGGAGGCGGGUCGUACACGGGGCAGAUGUCAAACGGAGAAGAUGGUGCCACGUAUAACAUGAAUGGGAUCAGACGGAGGUUUCUAUUGCAAUGGGUUUGGAACCCCUUGUUGAAUUACUGCACUGGCCCUAAUGCUCUUGAUCAGUAAAUUCAAAUUGUUGGGCCUUUUUUUUUAAGCUCUGUGUAUGGGGAUGGGGAUGAUGUUGGUCGUUUUGGUGGUUGAUUUUUCUCUAGUUUCUUUCUUUCUUUCUUUCCCACUUUAUCCUUCUAUUUUGAUUUUUUUUUUUUAAUUUUUGCUCCUCCGAUGUUAAUUCCAUAAAUACUAGUAGUACUACUCUGUAGUUAUUAUUAUUAUUAUUAAUUUUUGUCUAAUACUACCAAAUUGCUGUAAUAAGUAUAUGCCUGUAUUAUUUUUGUACA